This is a messenger RNA of Columba livia (rock pigeon), 1370 nucleotides long. It is a transcript of the gene PAXX, whose product is annotated as PAXX non-homologous end joining factor. The transcript is spliced from 6 exons. Lineage: Eukaryota; Metazoa; Chordata; Aves; Columbiformes; Columbidae. The record is from RefSeq and is a predicted model, not a curated record. Bases 296 to 769 code for a protein of 157 amino acids.
GCUCUGCCGCCAUGGCGGAGCCGGCCGGGCCGUUCCACCUGCUGCGGGCCGGGCCGGGCCGGUUCCUCUGCUACUGCCGGCCCGGGCCCGGCCCCGGCGGCACCGUCUACGCUGCCCGCCGGGGGAGCACGGCACGAAGCUCAGGGACGCCUUGGGCCGGGGAACCGCCGCGCUGAGCCUGGGCGAGGGGCCGGCCGUGCUGCAGCUGCGGGGCGAGAGCCAGUGCUCGGAGCUGCGUCUCUUCAAGCUGCCCAUCGCCGAGGCGAGGAGCCAGCUCCAGGCGCUGCUGUUCGGCAUGGCGGGGCACGUCCAGAGCCUGGAGCGACGCCUGGAAGCAGUGGUGGAGACAGCGGUAUCUUCCUGCAGCCCUGAGAAGAGCGCUGCCCGCAGCCAGCAGCUCUUCCUACCAGGGCACUCUGAGUCCCCUCAGCUGUGGCUGCUGUCAGCCACCCCACUGUCCUGGUGCCAUUCCUGGCACAGAAGGGGCCGGGGCUCAGCAUGGUGCCUCUUGGAGUGUCCAGGAUGCCCUGUGUGCAGGUCAGAUGCCGGGUAUCACCAGGCAGGUUGCUCACUAAGCCUCCAGGAUGGGGUCAGGCUUUGCUGCUCUUCCAGACUGGAGGCUGUGGCAGGUCCAUGGCUCCCCGCUCCUUUGGGAGAGGAGACCAGGCUUGGCCCUUCCUUACCCGCCACGGACGCUGGGCCGGGCUGGUGGGCUGCUGGGUGCUCCCCCUGGGUGCGCAGGGGCGUGCAGGGCUGCCCGGGCCACUAGCUGACCUUUUGCAAUCCCUGUCCUGACUGAGGCAGACCCCAGCCCAAGGAAGAACAGGGGUGCUGUCUCGGCUUUGCCGGCCAAGAGGAAGAUCCCGGGGGAGUCUCUAAUUAACCCUGGUUUCAAAAGCAAGAAGGCUCCGUCUGGAGUGGACUUCGAGGACUCCUGAUCUGUCCUGUCCCAUCUCCUGAUGACAGCCCUGAUGAAGCCUUGUCAAACACCUGUGUGGCUGGUGGAAGAGGAUUCACUGCCCCCUGGGCCUGCUGAGCCCCUUGUGCCCAGGACGGGGAAGCAGCACCUGGAGGGCUGGAGCCAGCGCCGGGCAGGCCUGAGCGGGCAGCAGAUCCCGGCCGGUGCGCUGGCGGGGCCUGGGGGGGACGGGGCGGGCAGGGCUGGCAGGAGCGGUGGCUUUGGCCUUGCAGCUCUUCCCUGCUGGCGGGGGCCACCUCUCUACCUCACUUGGCAUGAAUUGGUGGGGUUUUUAAAGAACUUUUAUACCAUUAUGUAACAAAAAGAUUGCCUGUGCUUAACUUAUUGCCAGUAAAGCUGUUUUUAGCUAGACGGUCUCUGGGGAUGGGGACAGUACAGAUCUGUCUAUCCA